UGCUCAAGAUGGCGCUGCUCGCGAUACAUUCUUGGCGCUGGGCAACCGCGGCGGCUGCUUUCGAAAAGCGCAAGCAUUCGGCGAUUCUGACCCGACCUUUAGCCGCUGUCUGCGGCUCGGGUCCGCAGUGGAGGUCGCAUCAGUGCGGCGCUUCGGGGACUUCUCGACUCUCCCGGGUGUGUUGCCACGCUCUUGCAACGGUGUGUCUGGGACCAGAGUGCACAUGCCAUGAUGACACAGAUUUGAAGUUCAGAGGACAGCUUUGCCUGCGGAGAUCAGAAGAGGACAUCAGAUUCCCCUGGAACUGGAGUUACCGGACAGUUGUCAGCCGCUAUAACCCAGAAUCAUUAAGAAAUGCUACGUGGCAGAGAUGGGGAAAAGACAAUUCAAGACAGUUACUAGAUGCUACAAAGACUCUUCAGACAUGGCCACUGAUAGAAAAGAGAACAUGUUGGCAUGGUCACGCGGGAGGAGGACUCCAUACAGACCCAAAAGAAGGGUUAAAAGAUGUCGAUACUCAAAAAAUCUUAAAAGCAAUGCUUUCUUAUGUGUGGCCCAAAGACAGGCCAGAUCUUCGAGCUAGAGUUGCCAUUUCCUUGGGAUUUUUGGGAGGUGCAAAGGCUAUGAAUAUUAUGGUUCCAUUCAUGUUUAAAUAUGCUGUAGACAGCCUCAACCAGAUGUCGGGAAACAUGCUGAACCUGAGUGAUGCACCAAAUACAGUUGCAACCAUGGCAACAGCAGUUCUCAUUGGCUAUGGUGUGUCAAGAGCUGGAGCUGCCUUUUUUAAUGAAGUUCGAAAUGCAGUAUUUGGCAAAGUAGCCCAAAAUUCAAUCAGAAGAAUAGCCAAAAAUGUAUUUCUCCAUCUUCACAACUUAGAUCUGGGUUUCCAUCUGAGCAGACAGACAGGAGCUUUAUCUAAGGCAAUUGACAGAGGGACAAGAGGUAUCAGUUUUGUUCUCAGUGCUUUGGUAUUUAAUCUUCUCCCCAUCGUGUUCGAGAUGACACUUGUCAGUAGUGUUUUGUAUUAUAAAUGUGGAGCCCAGUUUGCAUUGGUGACCCUAGGAACACUUGGUGCAUAUACAGCAUUCACAGUUGCUGUCACACGAUGGAGAACUAGAUUUAGAAUAGAAAUGAACAAAGCGGAUAAUGAUGCAGGUAACGCUGCUAUAGACUCACUGCUGAAUUAUGAAACUGUGAAGUAUUUUAAUAAUGAAAAAUAUGAAGCACAAAGAUACGAUGGAUUUUUGAAGACAUAUGAAACUGCUUCAUUGAAAAGUACCUCAACUCUGGCUAUGCUGAACUUCGGCCAAAGUGCUAUUUUCAGUGUUGGAUUAACAGCUAUAAUGGUGCUUGCCAGCCAGGGAAUUGUGGCAGGUGUCCUUACUGUCGGAGAUCUAGUAAUGGUGAACGGACUGCUUUUUCAGCUUUCCUUACCUCUUAACUUUCUGGGAACUGUAUAUAGAGAGACCAGACAAGCACUCAUAGAUAUGAACACCUUGUUUACUCUACUUAAGGUAGACACUCGAAUUAAAGACAAAGUGAUGGCUUCUCCCCUUCAAAUAACAUCACAAACAGCUACAGUGGCCUUUGAUAAUGUGCAUUUUGAAUACAUUGAAGGACAGAAAGUCCUUAGUGGAGUAUCUUUUGAAGUCCCUGCAGGAAAGAAAGUGGCCAUUGUAGGAGGUAGUGGGUCAGGAAAAAGCACAAUAGUGAGGCUAUUGUUUCGCUUCUAUGAGCCUCAAAAAGGUAGCAUUUACCUUGCUGGUCAAAAUAUACAAGAUGUGAGCCUGGAAAGCCUUCGACGGGCAGUGGGAGUAGUACCUCAGGAUGCUGUUCUCUUCCAUAAUACUAUUUACUACAACCUCUUAUAUGGAAACAUCAAUGCUUCACCUGAGGAAGUAUAUGCAGUAGCAAAAUUAGCUGGUCUUCAUGAUGCAAUUCUUCGAAUGCCACAUGGGUAUGACACCCAAGUAGGAGAACGAGGACUCAAACUAUCAGGAGGAGAAAAACAGAGAGUAGCAAUUGCAAGAGCCAUUUUGAAAGACCCCCCAGUCAUUCUCUAUGAUGAAGCCACUUCAUCAUUAGAUUCAAUUACUGAAGAGAUGAUUCUUAGUGCUAUGAGGGAUGUGGUCAAGCACAGAACUUCUAUUUUCAUUGCACACAGAUUGUCAACAGUGGUUGAUGCAGAUGAAAUCAUUGUUUUGAGCCAGGGGAAGGUUGCUGAGCGUGGUACCCACUAUGGUUUGCUUGCUAAUUCUGGAAGUAUCUAUUCAGAUAUGUGGAAUACCCAGAGCAGCCGUUUGCAGAACCAUGAUAACCUCAAAUGGGAUUCAAGGAAAGAAAGUAUCUCUAAGGAAGAGGAAAGGAAGAAACUACAAGAAGAAAUUGUCAAUAGUGUGAAAGGCUGUGGAAACUGUUCCUGCUAAGUCACAUGAGACACGUUCUUUUCUGUUUGUUUUGUCUUGUUUCACUUUGGAAUACAUACACAUUUGCACUGAAGCAGAACUGUUGAAUUAAAACAAAAAUCAUGCAUUCCCAUUUUCCUUAAUCCCUUUAAAUAAGAUUUAUUUAAAGAGGGUUAGGUUUCACAAUCUGUUGAAUGUGGCAUCGGUAAUUAUCUCCAAAUUAUUUGUUACUGCCAAGUUGUUGCAAUUUGACUUAACCCUGUUUGAAGUCUGAUAUCCAUCUAAUACCCCUAACCAGAAGAAUCAAUUGAUUUCCAAAUUUAUGUUGUUUUUAGAGCCGCCUCUGUGCUAAGAAAUUGUAGGGAGAGUGUCUUUUACUUAAAAUUAAACAAGGAAAAAGAACAGUGUAGGUUUGUUUCUCCUCUCUCUACCCUCCAACUGAAUAUUUCCUUGAUGUGAAAAUUAGUUUAGAAACACAGUUAAAGUUAGAACUUGCCAAAAAUACGCAUGCUUUGGAUGUUUUAGAUACCUAUGCUUACAGCUUUUAAACCAUUUCCAUUUACGCCCUUUUUAUUCUCAUGUUGAUGUGUAGAAUAUUGUCUUUAUCCACAAUUGUAACACUUGUUUGAAUUUUAUUUUUCCAUGAAAGUGAGUCGUUGCUUUUGUUUUGGACCAAAAUUUAUGCAUUUUUCUUUAAAGACUCACAAACCUGGAUGGAAAUCAUUUGAGACUUACUAUAUUGGGAGUAAUCUCAAUAGCCUAGGAAGUUAAUACCCUUUCCUAUUUCAUCUUAAAUGCACUUCUUUUACUAUCUGAAAUUAUACAUAGAGGAUAUCGUGCAUCCACAUAUGUGUGUGCGUGCUUGUACAGGUAUAUAAAUCAGUGUCAACUUAAAAAGGAGUCUAAGCAAUAUAAUCAAGUUUUACUUGGAAAAAAAAUAGAAAAAAAAGGUUUUACUUGCUAGAAAUAAUUAAUAAAAUGAUGGCAUAUGUUCACUUAAAACAUUGUUUUCCUUGCACCCAGACCUAUAGCCUCAGCACUUGGGAGGAUAAGCCCAAAAAUUCAAGAGUAGCCUUGUCAAUAUAGUGAGACCCUAUCUCUUAAAACUAAAAAAGAAAAUGAAAAGUUCCUCUCAUUUCAGUUUCAAUUUAAUUUGUUUGAUAGUGCUCAUUCAAUUUUAAAAACUUAUAUGUAUCAAGAAUGACCACAUAAUCUUCUGUAAUGUGGUUUUAUUUCUCAGGAACGAUUCUAAAUUGCUUAUUGCUUUGUGGUUUUAAUGCUUUUUAAAUGAUAAUUUAGUAUGAGAGAUAUUAAUAUUUUUUGAUUUGUAUUGUUGGCAAUUGUGAAUAAAUAUCUUUUGUUAUAUAAAGAUAAUUUGAUAAUCUUGGGCCAGUAUUUCAGAGUUAGUCUUUCAUACCAAAGUAAGCCAUGCAGGAUCUUGCUUUUAAAGCUGAAGUUAAUGCUGCGAUGUUUCAUGAAGUGAAAAAUAAAUUUUGUUUCGUUGAUAUUUCUUACUCUAAAAGACAUAUUGUUGCUGUUCUCAAGGGAAAAAGCAUUUCCUUUCAGUAAAUCAGCUACAUUAUUGGAAAUGUAAUUAGACUCUAGAUGGAAAUUUUGCUUCUCUGUUACUUAUAUAUCCAGUGAUGCUGUUGGAAAUUGAGCUUAGGUACAUGGGUAAGCAUAUGUGAAUGAAAUAGUCAUUAGUAAUAAUUCCUUUUGAAGUGUGAAGAGCAGUUUUCAAAGCAAGUUAUUUUGUUAUAUGGGGAACAUUUAGUUUAAAAAAGUAGGAAUAUUUUCAGGGUAGGGAUUAAUUUACCCCCACUAAGAGAUUUGGGAACUAUUUUCCUUUCAUAUGAUUGUAGAUGGUCCCUAGGCCACUGUGGUUAUUAACCUGUGUUUUCAGCUAACCAAAACUUAAAUUACCUGAAAAACACAGUUAGUGGAGAAACCUUAAGUCUUAAAGAUGUCUCUCUUAAAACCACGUCAUAAUUAGGUGGUUCUCUAAAGGGAAAUUAUAGACAGAUUACAAUGAAAGAAACCUUCCUAGGAUGACUCAGUCAUAAGAAAUGCCAAGAAAAGGGCAUUUAAUUAUAAUAUACUAAUUUUACAUUACAACACCACAUACUUAAACAAAAGGACAAUGUGUGUAAAAUUUUAAGUCAGUGUUGCAGUGAUGUUUUUAACAUAUUGGGAUGAAUAAGUGUAGAUUUAGAACUGAGCUGUGAAAAUGAAGCAAUAUGAUAGGGGUUUACUUCUUAUCUCUUUAUUUUGAAAACUGAAAAUUUUUACUUUCUUAAGGAAAUCCCAGUUUAUAAAAAUGAGCUUGAAACCAAGGUAAUUUAGGAUCAUAAAAACUGGGCCAGAUGCCUUACUGAAGUAAGGUUUUUAACAUAGAACUAUCGUGGUGAGCAGAUGGCCUCAUUUACAAAUUUUUUUAACAGCUCAAGUCAGGGUCACUUGUGAUACUCAGAAAGAAACCCUCACAUUUGUACAUGAAGAAGCUUGAGAUAUGCAUUGACUUUUCCUCUGCAGGGAUUUGCACCUUUUGUAUACCUUAAGAUUAAUUUUUGUCUUUCCUGUCAAUGUUGAUAAGUCUCAUUUCAUGAGGAUGGCUACUUUUUUAAAAAGAAAAAUGUUUGGCUUUAAAGGCCAGGUAUUCAAAAACUGUAUGAUUCUAUGCUCCUAGAUUGCUUUUUUCAUACAGCCAUCUUCUAUCCUUCCUACCUGCCAAAUAUGUCACUGAGUAUCAAUUUUCUCUAGUGUAUAUUCAUAAUUCUCUUGUAACUUGAUUAUAGGGUAUUAUGUUGUAAAUUAGCAGUUGAAUAUGUUUGUAAUUGCAGUUUGUUUCCAAUUAUAGAAAAGUCCUGUCUUUUCCAUUCUCUGAGUAUAUUGAUUUGAAAUGUACUGUAAGGUAAAUCAAAAUGUUGAGUAAAAUGAGCCGGGUAAAACUGGUUAAGACAAAAGAGCUCAAUGAAAGAAGCCCUUAACCACAGUUCUCUUGUUUAUAGAAAUGUCCGUGGCUAAUCAUUACUGAAUAAACAUUUUUGUGCC
This is a messenger RNA of Nannospalax galili (Upper Galilee mountains blind mole rat), 5456 nucleotides long. It is a transcript of the gene Abcb7, whose product is annotated as ATP binding cassette subfamily B member 7. The record is from RefSeq and is a predicted model, not a curated record. Gene Ontology annotation, biological process: transmembrane transport; intracellular iron ion homeostasis. Gene Ontology annotation, cellular component: mitochondrial inner membrane. The coding region runs from base 9 to 2426 and encodes 805 amino acids. Lineage: Eukaryota; Metazoa; Chordata; Mammalia; Rodentia; Spalacidae. The transcript is spliced from 18 exons. Gene Ontology annotation, molecular function: ABC-type transporter activity; ATP binding; ATP hydrolysis activity.